CCCGGCGCGCGCCUCCUGCGGCCGCACUUUCACUCUCCGCUGCAGUGUCCCCAGUGUGUCCGGCCUCCGUCCGCUCGCCGCCUACCUGUGCCAUGGGUGUCAAGGUCCUCGCCGUGCUGGCCCUCGUGCUGACCGCGCUCUGCCUCAGCGAUGAGAAACCGGUCAGCCUGAGCUACAGAUGCCCUUGCCGAUUCUUUGAGAGCCACGUUGCCAGAGCCAACAUCAAGCAUCUCAAGAUCCUCAACACUCCGAACUGUGCCCUUCAGAUCGUGGCACGGCUGAAGAGCAACAAUAGACAAGUGUGCAUUGACCCAAAAUUGAAGUGGAUUCAGGAAUACCUGGAGAAAGCUUUAAACAAGAGGUUCAAGAUGUGAGAGGCGCAGGUUGGGUCAGACGCCUGAGGAAACCUUACAGUAGGAGCCCAGGUCUGAAACCAGUGUUAGGAAGGGCCUAGAGCUGCCCCUUGCACCCAGGCAGGGCCAAAUACAUUGCCAAAGGCCUUGUCUUGCACAGUUUGCCUUACUUUCAUCAUUUGAUUAUGUAGCCAAAUAUAUGGUGUUUAUUUCUCAUUUAGUUUGAUUAUCCAGUGUCACUGGCGACAGAUAGGAACAUAGACUAAGGCCAUUAUUUUACUUGCUUUGUUAUAAUAUCUUUCGCACGGAACCCUUCAUCUGGCCAGAGGUUCCUGAGUUUUGUGUCUGUCUGAGCUGUGCAGGCUGGGACCCCAGAACUCCAGAUUGAUGGAGCCUUGCCCGCAUCACCAUGUCCAGGGUGGAGAGCCACUGGGAGGUGUCAGCACCAGUCAGCAUGGGCAGACCCUAGUGGAGGCUGCCCUGUGCAAGGGGUGGGAGGGGGAUAGGUUCCAGGGGGCCAGGCAGGAGCUUCACCCUUUCUCAGGGUGAGAGCUAGGGUCAGCCUCUCUGGUGAGCAAGGCAGAGCCCCCCGAACUGAGGCAGGCAGAAGUGUGAGGCUAGGGUAGAGUGAGAUGCAGCCCUCGUCCUGAGCUCUCCUCUGCAUCCCAUCACGUCCUUCCCAUCAUUCUCUCUCUCAUCCAUCGUCAUGUGUAUCCAAGACUGUCUCCAUGAUCCCGGAAAAGGACUCUCUCAAGACCAAAGCUUUACUUUAAACUGGGCACCAAGAAGCAAAUCAAAAUGUCUCGUGUUACCCAGUCCUGAAAACACUGUGCACAUCUGUGUCUUGUUUGAAAUAUUGUCCGUUGUCCAAUCCUUUGUUUUUGUUCAAAAUCAAUGUCCUUGGUGCAUGUGCUGUCAGUUCCUGAGAUGCAAAGGCUGAGAAGGAGGAGAUGCCCCCACCCCCAGUGCCUUUGACCAGGUUUCUGAUUAGAGCUGUGAUCCUUUGGCGUGGAACCUUGGUCACAAAGCCAUGGGGGUAUCAACAGAGCCCAAGGGAAUUCGGUUUGCAGCAGUAUGGACCUCCGAGGAUGCAGUCCCUCAAGACUUCUAUAAUUAUUGGUAUCACAGAAUUACAGAGAGUUUUGUUUUCCUGGUGUCAGCACUGUUUGGGGAAUAUCAAGUAAAGAAUUUUCUACUUUUUUUGGGGGGGGGGGGUUGAAAGCCCGAUCCAUAAAAGAAUCAAUCCUGGAUGUGAAGAUUCAUUCCCAAUUAAAAUCUAACCUCACCUUUUUCACCACUUGACAAUCCCAUGGCCUCUCACCUUGCACAAUGGCACUAUCAUCCUGUGCUUCCAGGAUGUUUAGAAAAGGAUGCACUGGUUGGGAAAGUAGCUUAAAAUUAAAUCCUGACAUUUAGGGUGUUUUCCCUUUACUGAGAACAGUGGCUUUCAAACAUUUUAAAAUUUUUACUUUCUGAAAAGGUCGGCACUGGAGGGGUUUUUGCUUCUUUUGCUUUUCAUUUGGUCUUAUUAAUACUUUUCCCCUCUGGUUAAGAUUCCGGUAAUUUUUUUUAAAUUAAGAAAGUAGGAAAACAAAAAAAGAAAAAGAAGGGCAAAACAGGAAAAUGUAUCCAUUGACAUGCAGAAAGUAUAUUCUAGUAAAAUAUACUAGGAUAACUAAAUAACAUGCAGAAAGUAUAUUCUAGUAAAAUGAUCUGAAAUUAUAGGUGUUCUUAGAUUUAAUAACCUUUGGGUUAUCAGUAACAUGUGUUAAGCAUUUCCAUAAAUAUUCCUUUAAAUUGGAUCUUCAUGGCAGACGGCAAAUCCAUCAACCACAAACUCACAUCCUCAAACCAGCUUUGUUAUAUUGAAAAAAAAAAAAGCAAAAACUCACAUCCUCAAACCAGCUUUGUUAUAUUCAAAAAAAAAAAAAAAAGACUAUGGAGGGACAUUAUAAGAGAUACAGAACUGGUUGCAAAACCCUCUUUUGAAAUUAACCUGUCACUACAGAGCUCCUGAAUUAUCCAUGAAAUGAUGGAAUUUUCAGCGGGAGGGUCAUUUUCCAAGUAAUCGAAGAUAUUUUAAAAUCUCAAGGAAAAUUUGAAAGCAUCUUCCCCUGGAACCCAUGAACCAGAGCCAUUCAACCUCUUUCUCCAAUUAAAUUCACAGGGCCCUAAAUCUUGACCACAAUUAAGGAAAGAAUAAUUUCUGUUUCUCCCCCUAGGGGGAAAAAUAGAUAAAAGGAGAAACUGCAGUGAAAAUGAUUUGUGUGACAAUUCCUCUACUUGCAAUCUGCUUCUAGUGGAGACUGACCAGCUAAAGUAAAUAUGCAUUUAAAUAGUCCAUUUGCAAAGGAAAAGGCUCUCCUGAUCUCCCUUUGCUUUCAAAAUACAAGUCCAGUGCAAGAUUUUGAUUAGGGGUCACCCAGCUCUUCCUCCUGGUCCAGUGCUGCCUCUACCUGACCUUCCCUUGAGCUACCUGUAGCCCCUAGGGUGGUCCUCCACCACCAGCCUUUGCAUCAGGACCCAGGCAGGGAAGACUCCAGACUGAGUCUGAAUCUGUGCCUCGUGUUGUUUGCACUGUUCUUUGUCCCGCUCCGGCCAGGUGCUGAGACCCCAGCGAGGAGGCUCAGGAAGAGGCCCUUUGCUUAUCUGCCUGUCCUCCAGAGGAAGGAGGGUCAGCUUUGAGCAGAGGGCCUGAGUAGCAAAAGGUUGCAGUCCCUCCAUUGUGAAGUCCAAGAACUGCCAAGCCUUUUCAUUGGCUCCUUUUUGACCUCUCCCUUCUGACUGUUGCCUGGCAUUAGCACUGUGGGAUAUUUGACUGCCAGUGCAUUGCCUUUCCCAGGUGGUGGAGCCUUUUGUAGCUGGAUGAGAAGUGUGGGGGGGUCUUGAUCCCUCUACACAUCUCCCCUGCCCCAUUCCAAGGGAGCCCCAGCCUGGGGACACGUUCCCUAGAAACCUUCAAGUUCCCUAAGGAGAUCACUGACAUUGCCAAGUUGAAAAUUCCCACACAGAACUUGUUAUUCUGCAACCUCGCUGGACUCUCAGUCUCUGAGCAGUGAUGGGUUCAGUGUUAAAUGUGAGAAAUACUGUAUUUUGUAUUGUUUAAAUUGCAUCUCCCACAUAAUGUGAAAAUGGUCCAGGAGAAGGCAGCUUCCUGUAUGCAGUGUGCUUUUUUUUUUUUUUUUUAACAAGUAACAACUCCUUUUGAGAAACAAUUUCUACUUUGAAGUCAUAUCAAUGAAAAAGAUGUAUAUGCACUUAUAAUUUUCCUAAUAAAGACAUGUAUUCAAACGUA
Molecule: messenger RNA, 3648 nt
Organism: Phacochoerus africanus (Common warthog)
Lineage: Eukaryota; Metazoa; Chordata; Mammalia; Artiodactyla; Suidae
Gene: CXCL12
Product: C-X-C motif chemokine ligand 12
Exons: 4
Coding region: 93-374 (93 amino acids)
Biological process (GO): axon guidance; cell chemotaxis; immune response
Cellular component (GO): extracellular region; external side of plasma membrane
Molecular function (GO): chemokine activity; CXCR chemokine receptor binding
Source: RefSeq, a predicted model, not a curated record